Periophthalmus magnuspinnatus is the source of this 838-nucleotide messenger RNA. RefSeq names its product APAF1 interacting protein (gene apip). The transcript has 4 exons. The coding region runs from base 7 to 555 and encodes 182 amino acids. Gene Ontology annotation, cellular component: cytoplasm. The record is from RefSeq and is a predicted model, not a curated record. Lineage: Eukaryota; Metazoa; Chordata; Actinopteri; Gobiiformes; Gobiidae. Gene Ontology annotation, molecular function: methylthioribulose 1-phosphate dehydratase activity; metal ion binding.
AAAUCCAUGGGACUGAUGCAGUUUUGUUUCCCUCAGCCAGAGGACAUGUUUGUGUGUGACCUGGAGGAGCGAGACAUCAGCUGUCCUCCAGCAUGGAAGAACCUCACCAAGAGCCAGUGCACCCCCCUCUUUAUGAAUGCCUACACUAUGAGAGGAGCCCAGGCGGUGAUCCACACUCAUUCCAAGGCCGCAGUCCUGGCCACUCUGCUGUACCCGGGCACAGAGUUCCGCAUCACGCACCAGGAGAUGAUCAAGGGCAUCCGCAAGGGCACCUCCAGAACCAACUACAGAUAUGACGACAUGCUUGUGGUCCCUAUCAUCGAGAACACUCCAGAAGAGAGGGACCUGAAGGAGCGCAUGGCCCGGGCCAUGGAGCAGUAUCCAGAGUCCUGUGCAGUACUGGUGCGCAGGCAUGGGGUGUACGUGUGGGGGGAGUCCUGGCAGAAGGCCAAGACCAUGUGUGAAUGCUACGACUACCUGUUCGAUGUGGCCGUGCAGAUGAAGCAGUGUGGCCUGGACCCUACAGCCCUGCCCACAGAGAAGGGCAUCGUCUGACCCCCCACUGCUUACCCACAAUUCCACAGCACCCGGCCUUCUGGGAGAACAGACUGUAAUCACAAGCCAUUGACUGUGGCCAUAGAACUCUGAUGAGGGGCCAUUUAGAGAAUCAGAAGGAAACUAUAACUAUGGGACAGUUAAACGUGUGGAAUCAGCUCGCCUGGUUCACUGCAUUAUAGUCUGGGUGUAUUUGGUUCAUUUUGUACAUCUGAUAAAAAAGUGAGACAAAGCAUUUAUGAGUUAUAAUCAGAAAACAAAUAAACUUCAAUUUAAAGAGGGG